AUGGCGUUCAUCAGCACACCUUUUGCAAAGGUUUCUGCAAAGCGUGCAAGCGUUUCGGCUAACCGACGCGCACUGUGCAUGCGGUCCGACGCGGACCCAGUGGUCUCGCGCCGAGCGCUGCUUUCGGGAGCGCUGGCUGUCGCCGUUGCGGCUGCGAUGGCGAGGGCGCGCCCAGCGAACGCCCGCAUCGACUAUGAGGGCGUCGGUUAUCUCGGCGGCAGCGAUAAAGUUGAUGUGAACAAUGCGAACGUGCGGGCAUACCGCAGGUUCCCCGGUCUCUAUCCGACGGCGGCCAAGAAGAUCGUCCAGGGCGGUCCGUACAACUCCCCCGAGGAUAUCCUGAAGAACCCAGAGCUCACGGAACGGGACAAGGAAGUGAUCAAGCAGUACAUGGACAGGUUUGUGGCACUGCCGCCAGCACCAGAAUAUUUCACAGACCGAGUGAAUAACGGUAUUUACAAGUAA
This is a messenger RNA of Cyanidioschyzon merolae strain 10D, 465 nucleotides long. RefSeq names its product photosystem II 12 kD extrinsic protein. Gene Ontology annotation, biological process: photosynthesis; photosystem II stabilization. Gene Ontology annotation, cellular component: extrinsic component of membrane; photosystem II; photosystem II oxygen evolving complex. The transcript has a single exon. The record is from RefSeq and is a predicted model, not a curated record. The coding region runs from base 1 to 465 and encodes 154 amino acids. NCBI's taxonomy places the organism in Eukaryota, Rhodophyta, Bangiophyceae, Cyanidiales, Cyanidiaceae.